Molecule: messenger RNA, 6047 nt
Organism: Gryllus bimaculatus (two-spotted cricket)
Lineage: Eukaryota; Metazoa; Arthropoda; Insecta; Orthoptera; Gryllidae
Source: the annotation of a GenBank genome assembly
GGGCGGCUAGUGAAUGUUUGUUCUGCAAUUGUGCGUUGUGCGUCAGCUAAUCUCAGUGGUAUGAAAUGAAUGAUAAUGACAGUGUAAACACGGUGCUCAGGUAAUGAGAAUAAGUCUGUUCCUAAGUCUUAAAAUUUUCUGGGUUAUAUCUCUUGUCGGUGUUGUUGUGAUUCGCUCCUUCGAUUUAUACGAUCAAAAAUGAGAAGUGUAAGGUGACAGUAAUCUAUUAUGUACUGAUUCAGCGUUGAUGGUAUACCGCAUUGUGUUUACAGAAAUAAUCAGUUUAUCGUAUAGGUACUGAUUUAAUGCAAGUGAUAAGUAGUGUGUACAUGCAUGGUGAUUAUAAACUGGGAAUAGUGAUAUUUGAAUUGCCCUGUUAAUGAAAAAUGUUUCUUACAGACGAUAAUUUAUUGACCAUGUCUGCAGUACCUAGUGGAUUUGAUUUUCCUUCUGAACUUUCCACAAAGCCAUUUGCACUUAUAGGCCUUACGGGUCUUGACACUCUUAACAAUGCAAUACAUAGAACAAUCUGGGAUGCUUUUAGUAACAACAGAAGAUCUGAUCGAGCUCCAGUUCAUUUUAAACUGCUUGGCCCUGCUCAUGAAUUUCCACCUCCCAAGGCCAAGCGUAAUACUUAUGAAUGGUACAUUCCGAAAGGUAUAUUGAAACGUAAUUGGAUGAAUAAACAUUUAAAUGAAAUACCAGCUGUUGUAGCAAUAUUUUAUGAGUUAGACUGGGAGGAUCCACAAUGGAAUGAAAAGAGAAUUGAAUGUGCUUCUCGGGUUCAGUCAAUGAGGGUUGCCUUAGCGGGUCGUAAUACCCGAAUAGCAGUUGUUCUUAUACAACAGACUGCACCAUUGCCAACAGGAGAAGAUAUGACAGCAGCUGAACGCGCUACUGCGCUUUGUACAAGUUGUGAGUUAAAUGCAAAAAGUUUAUUUGUUUUGCCUCAUGGUGAUCAUCUACAUGGUUACACCGUCAGGUUAGAGAAUGUAUUUUACGAUUUGGCUUUGAACUACUAUCAUCAUGAGGCUCGUAAUGUUAAAAGCCAUAGAGAUCAGUUGAAUAAAACUACUCAUCAGUAUUUAUUUGUACGACAUCAGUUGAAAAUUGGAUUCUUGAAUGAAUUAAAACAAGACAGUCACACAGCUCAAAAACAUUAUUUGCAAGCUUACAACAAUUUGCUGGAAGUUCGAAUUGUGGAUACUAAUAACUUGGAAGUCAAGACUGUCGCUGGAUUUAUCAAUUACAAAUUAUGUAAACUGAUGUUCCAACAAAAUCUUCCUCGAGAUGCCAUAAAUCAGUUUCGCCAGCACAUUGAAGUGUUCCGAAAUUGUAUUGGACCUAAAGAUUUGGCAUUUGAACAUUGUGCUUGGAUGUCAAAACAGUUUAGUGUCUUUGGUGAUAUUUUUGAUGAAGCUAUUAGACAAGGUCUACCAGCUCUGCAAACUCAACAUCCAGGUUUCUAUUAUCAGCAAGCAGCUCAGAAUGCCAUUGAAAGGAAAACUUGUUGUCAAGAAUUGUGUAAGUGGGUUAGAGAAAAAUUAUUAGAAAACCUGCCUUCUAAUGCAGUAAUUGUGCUCGAUAAUGCCUCAUAUCAUAGUGUAGUAGCUAAUAAAACCCAACUGGCAUAUUCAGUAAAGCGAGAUUUGAUUCAGUGGUUGAAUGCAAAAGGAUUGCACGUUAAUGAAAACCUGAGGAGGCUCAGUACAGAAUACCCGAAUCCAGAUCCACUGAUGGGAGCAGAAAAUUUAGAAUUUUAUGGUCAAAGACCUUGGAGACCAGGAAAAUUGAGUGCAGAACCUCCAGACCCUGCUAAAGAGAAGAUUGGUGUCCUUGCUUUACAAUAUAAGGAAAAAAAUACUAAUCAUUCGAUGCUUAUUAUCGGAUUGCUUGGUAGUGCCAUAUCUCAAUUUAAAACUUACCGGUGUCCACGAAUGCGACGGCAGCUAGUGGUCCAAAUGGCUGAAGAAUAUUUUAGUUCCAAAGAUUAUGGGAAAGCUUUAACACUCCUUACACAUAUGCUGUGGGACUAUCGCUGCGAGAAGUGGUGGCUCCUCUUGUCUAAUAUUUUAGUACGUGCAUUGGGUUGUGCAUUCUUGGCAGCAAGUGUUCAAGAUUAUAUAGUGCUUACUUUGGAAGCACUUGGAUCAUGUGCUCAGUUGCAUGAAGAAGAAAAGACUCGAGUAUUUGGAAAUCUGGAAAGAUUAUUGAAGGGUUUACCCCCUGACCCAGAACCUAAUCUUCCACAAGAAGAGGUGGAUCAUGCACGUCAGCUGUGGACAUCUUCUAAAGUUGGAGACGUUUUUAAUAUAGCUAUUGAAAUGAACAAUAUAACAGGUUGCAUUGAAAGUAAAGCUCAGUUUACGCAACCGCAGUACCAAGCAGACCAGCAUGUCACCAUAGAGGUGUACAUCAGGAGUUGUUGUCCUCAUCCUCUUCAGUUCAGCAAGUUGACUGUCACUGUAAAUAAUCCUACAUACAGUUCAGAAUUUGCAGUGUGUGAAAGCAGUAGUAAUGAAUCUGGAGCAAAUCCGUUACUUUUGUUUCAUAAAAAUGAGGUUAAACGUUUUGUUUGUCAAUUCUUACCUGAUGUACAAGAUGUUGGUAAAGAAAUACAAAUUGGCUCCAUAUUAUUGUAUUUGGGAUCUGAGAAAGGUCGCUGUGCUAUAUUGCGGUUUACUGGUACUGGCAGUGAACCUUCCUCUGUUGAUAUUUCAUGCCCGGAGCUUCAACAUUUUAGACCAUCCUCUGCAGAUAUGCCCGAUUUUGAUGGCAUACAGCCUGUAGCUACUGCAGAAAUUGUGCCACGAGAUUCAAAAUUAGAAGUAACUGUUGUUCACAGUACACCCGCAUUGUUGGGUGAAUGGUAUCCUAUAAAAGUGAUUUUAGAGAAUAAAGAAUCGAAUAUGAUUUCUGAAGUGUCAAUGGACAUAAAUCUAUUAUCUAACAAUGAAGACCCUUCUUUAGAGCAAGCUACACAAAUUUGUGAAUCUAUUUCUGAUCAUAUUGUAUCAUUGCCUAUAAAAAUCUCUGUUGGGAAUUUGGAUCCAAAUUGCAAUAUACAAAAGUUAUUCUAUAUGCGAGGUCAUCGAAUUGGAAAUCGUAACAUUAUGAUAAAGGUGUCUUACAAUUUGUCAGUUGUACAAGAUGGACUGGACAACAAUAAUUCUUGUAUUAAAGAAACGACAGUGAUGAUUCCUGUGGUUAAACCAUUUGACAUUACUGCAAAAUUCUUUUCUCUAAAAUUUGAACCAAUAGCAAAGAGCUUUGCUAAAGAACCGUUUGUUGUGAUGCCUCAUGUCAGUUGUGUGUCACCUUGUUCUCUUGUUAUUGAGAAUUCAUCUAUUGAACUGUCUGGUCACAUAAAAUCAGUAGAUGAUGAGGUGAAAUCUCAAUUAAAGUCGAUUAGCCUUAAAAAUGGGGAAACUGGAACUGAAGCAUAUUGUGUAACAGCUGAUCAAGCUAAUGACCAACCAGUUGCAUUAGGAAUUUAUACUCUCCAAUGGCGGAGAGAAGAUACACCAGAGUUGGUUACAAGCAGUAGUGUUACACUACCAACGGUUAGAGUGGAAAGUGCUCCUUUGUUCAUAGAAAUGUGUUUACCUGCCCAUGGUUGGGUCCGCACUCCAAUGGCAGUUUCUUACCACAUACGAAAUCAUACCACUUGCCUUCUUGAUUUGGAACUCAAUAUGGAAGCUAGUGAUGCUUUUAUGUUUGCAGGUCACAAACAAUUGCAGUUGCGAAUUUUACCAGAAUCAGUCAAAACAUUGGACUACAAUUUAUAUCCACUAUUAUCAGGAUUGGUUGCACUUCCUAGAUUACGACUUACUAUAUCAGAUAAAAAUGAUUAUCCUGUAAAACAACCACAGUUAACAGAAUUACUUGAUCGUUCCUUGCCAUCUCAUGUGUAUGUCAUGCCUCAGGGAAAAGGAAACCCAACUCCAAUUGCCAUUCCAUCUUGAAGCAAGCAAAGAAAGAACAAAAAUUCACAAAAUAUGCAUUUAUGUGAUAGUAUUUAUUUGUAGUAUAACUAUCAUGUAUUUACAACUCUCCAUGUCAUGAAUAUUUUUUGUUAUGUUUUUAAGCCAACAAUGUUAUCCAAAUGGAACUUGCUCAAAGUUUGUUUGUAUUAUUUGUGCAUAUCCAAAACUUAUGUAUAUUAAUUGUACAUUUAUCCAUUUAAGCAUCUUUUGUAUAGUACUACAUUUACUUAUUGUUUUAUUUCACAAAAUGUAAAAAUGUAAGUUUGAAGUGAUAAUAUUAAUAUGAAAAAAAUAAUUGUUUUUACUUAAUUAUUUUAAUAGUGCUUUUCAAUUUAUUUAUAAUAUUGAAUGACAUUUUACACUUCUUUUUGAGUGCACAAAGAGAAAAUCAGUAAAUCACGAAUGAAAAGUAAGAUUUUGUGUGAAAAAUGGUGAAAAUUCAAAAUGUUUAAAUGGAUUAUUGCAUGAUAAAAUCUGGAAACAUCACAAGUGUCAUUCAAAAGAACUUAAAAUGCUAUCAAGAAAUAAUAGUAAUCAUUUGAAAGUGAAUUUGAAGUACUGAAAUUCAUAAUAUUCUUAAAUUGGAAGAGUAAAGAUGGAAAAACUAGAUAAAUUAGACAAUGAUUGUAAAUAUUUAAUCUGAAUACCUCAAAAGCAAGAAAUGAUUACAUGUCCUGCAGAUAGUCAUUGGAACUAGUAAAGAUAAAUAUAAUGUGGGGUAAACACAACAUUGUUACACACUUUCUUUUUAUACAGUAUAUUAUAGGAAAAAUAAUUCCAUUGAAGCAAAAACCUAACAACCAAACAUUAGCAAAGGAAGGAAAUAUAAUGUAGUUAAAAAAUAUUACUCACAAAUCUCUAGCAGAUUCUAGGUAAUGCAGGUGAUGUCUACUUCAAACUGAAACUUCUAGCUUGACAGAAUUUUUUCUUUGCAUUUUAUGCGUACUUAUUCAUGACAUUCAAAGGAAAUAAAAUUCUUAUGGGACUUUUAUAGUCCCAUAAGAUCAGAGUUAAUGUGUAUGUGCACUUUGUAUAGUUAAAUUAAAACAAAGAAGUUGCUUUUUAUUCUCUCUGUUCUAGUUUACCAAAUAUUCUAAAAGAAAUACACAGGUGCUAUAAUAAAAUAUAUAUUUCAGUGAUCAACAAUACAAAAAGUUAAAGAAGCAAUGUUGUUGCAAUACUUUGAUUGGAUAUUUUAUUUUAAUUAUAUUUACAAAGUCUUUAAUUAUUUAACUAGAAUACUAGGAACAUGUUUAAUCUUUUCUUUGUACACUUCGUACAAAAAUUUUAAAUGACAGUUUAAAAGCAAGAUUGUCUUAUGUAAUUGAAAAGCAUGCAGAUUGUUAUGAAGAAAUUUUCCACAAGUGAGAAGUAACUUGGUUCAGAUAUAUUCCUGUCAUCAGAUUUACAACCCUCCAGUUAAGGCUCUUGGGAGAUGCAUUGUCUGCAAGUGACUGCAUUCUUUGAUUAGUUUGACCUAGAAAAUCUCCUUUAGUUCCAUGCAAUGUUGGCAGUGUAAUCUGAUGGUCAAUUUGAAAUGAUUCUGUUUGAUUUUCAUUUCCAUAAUGCUCCUUUUUUGCCUUAUUGUUUGAUAUUUUGUCAGAGGGUGUAACUGGCAUACAGAUUUCUUUUCUCAAUUUAUAAUAUUCAUCACUAGGACAUGGGGUCAUUGUAAUGUUUAACCAUGUCAUGUGCAAUUCAUCAAGAAGACUCUCUUUCACUUCAAAGUCCAUUAUUUUGGUUUGAUAACCUUCAACAGAAGCCUGAAAAGAGAAAUUGUGUAUUUAAAAAAAAAUAAAAAAAUGUAUAUAUGUUAGAAAACUACCAAAUUAAUAUGGGACAACAUUCUAUUUCUCCCCCUUGAAGCUCUAAAAAAAAGCCCAUCAAAAAUAAAAGAAAGAAAAAAAUUUAAAUCAUUUAGUGUUUAAGCUACUAUUUGUACAAUCUAUUUUGCCUCUGGUCGCAGACAUAGUGAUUACUUGUAAGAUUUGCAAAUUCUUGUGGACAUAAUAAUAAUUAUUAUUAUUAUUAUAUCGUUUAUCAUUAUACUUAUUCAAAACU